AAACAGACGAGGUCGUUUAAAGAGCCACGCACCAAUUCUUAUUUGUUAUGUCCUGACUAAAAAAAGAGAAAUGUGUGCUGCUGACAUAGGUCUAACGACAUUUCGCGAGACGUGAAUGCGGUUGAGGUCGUUCGUCGCCUGGGUGGUUAGCUAACGUCUGUAGCAGCUCGGUGAAGGGAACUACCCUAGAUUCCGAACAGACAGGAGACGUCAUCAACAUUUUCCUGUAUUUAAAUGGUUGCGUAUGAAGAGGUCAUUGCAGGAAAAGCGAGAUUAGACGGAAAAAGACCAAGGUGAAAGCCAGGAGUGAGCUAAAAACUUACUGGGCGUCCUAAAUGGGGGACUACGGCUUUGGAGUUCUGGUGAAGAACGGCAGCGGUAACAAAUCUGCUUUCCCUGUUCGGAUUCCUCCUCACCUACAAGCCCAGCACCCUCACCACCCUUCAAGCCCCCCCAGCCCCCCUUCCUUUGUAAACAACACCUGCUCCACCAAUGGGGGCAGCGCUUGGCUGUUUCCUACCAUAGCGCAGCACAGUAACAUGCAAGAUGAGAUUCUGGAGUCUGACAAGUCCAAGGCCUUGGACCUUCAAGACAUGCAAGAGAAGUCCCAGGUCCAAGCCCAGCCUCAGGCUCUGUCUCCCAGCCAGCAGGAGGCUGGAGGAGGUCUAGCAGAGCUUGAAGGAGCUCUCUCUGAAGAUGGCUCAUUGGAGAAGGGUUCACUGGAGAGCAGCAGUGGGAAGGAGAAGUUAAGAAUGGAGUCCCCAGUGUUGAGCACCUUUCACGAAUACCAGGACAACCUGGGGAUGGGUACAAGCUGUGCACAGUCCAUUUCUUCCUCAUCUUCACUGACCACCUUUAACAACUGGUCCCCUGCCGUCCCAUCUACCCAGUCUCCAGUGAUCGGGGAAGAUGUUGGAGGGUUUUUUGGUCCUGCUGGCUCCAACUCAAAUGGUCCUCCUCUCCUGUUUCCGAACUUCUCUCACCAUGCUGGCCCUGGUUUUGGUGUAGGAGGUGGUUUCUCGCCUCAGAUUGGACCAGUGUCCCAACAGCACCCUCCUGCGCCCCACCCCCACAAUCAAGGUGUUCCACAGCAACACCGACGCUCCUCAGCUAGUCCCCACCAACCCCAGCCUUCCUUUCCACUGCAUCCCCAUCGUGCUGGGCCCUUCACCCAGCUGUCACAUCUGGCUUCUGCUCAGAGCAAACCCCCCUCACCUUGGGGUAGCUACCAAAGCCUGUCUACUCCCACAUCCACCUCUUGGAGUCAGGGUGGCUACGGAGGCUGGGGGGGAACACAGGGGGUUCGAGAGUACAGGCGGGGCGUUGGGGGAGGGGUGGCUGGCCUGAACUCCUUCUCACCACUGAAAAAGUCUUUCCCCAACAACCAGGUUCCUUCACAAAAGUUCCCCAGAAAUUCUUCUGGCAUCAACCACAAAGGAUGGGUGGAGGACGGCAUGAGCCGCAGUGAUGGUGUUUAUUCUUUCCAGCAGGACAGAACGCGGUCUUUUGACGGGUUCAGCAUGCACUCUCUGGAGAACUCUUUGAUUGACAUUAUGAGGGCUGAGCAGGAUUCCUUAAAAGGACGCUACAGCUUCUCUCAUCAGGGUGGAGAUGUGACUCUGCCUGUGAAUGCAAGAAGUUAUGGCAGAAGACGAGGUCAUUCAUCCCUCUUCCCCAUGGAGGAUGAGCGCCCCUUUGGAGAGGAUGAGUCCGGUGACCAGGGCCUUGCUGGACUCGGUUCAGCACACUGUUUCCCUCACCUCAACGGUGAACGCGUGGAGCGUUAUUCACGCAAAGUGUUUGUUGGAGGGCUUCCCCCAGACAUAGAUGAAGAUGAAAUCACUGCCAGUUUCCGCCGAUUUGGUCAUCUGUUUGUAGACUGGCCUCACAAGGCAGAGAGCAAGUCCUAUUUCCCACCAAAAGGAUACGCUUUCCUGCUGUUUCAAGAUGAGAGCUCUGUUCAGGCUCUGAUCGAUGCUUGCAUUCAGGAAGAUGGCAAACUUUACUUGUGUGUCUCCAGCCCCACCAUCAAAGACAAGCCAGUCCAGAUCCGUCCCUGGAACCUUAAUGAUAGUGACUUUGUGAUGGAUGGCUCUCAACCUUUGGACCCAAGGAAGACCAUCUUUGUGGGAGGUGUUCCCCGCCCCCUACGUGCAGUUGAGCUUGCCAUGAUCAUGGAUCGCCUGUAUGGGGGAGUGUGUUACGCUGGGAUCGACACAGACCCAGAACUCAAGUAUCCAAAAGGUGCAGGGAGGGUGGCAUUCUCCAAUCAGCAGAGCUACAUUGCGGCCAUCAGUGCUCGGUUUGUUCAGCUGCAGCACGGGGAGAUUGAUAAACGGGUGGAAGUGAAGCCAUAUGUCCUGGAUGACCAGCUGUGCGAUGAGUGCCAGGGCACUCGCUGCGGUGGGAAGUUUGCUCCAUUCUUCUGCGCUAAUGUGACCUGUCUGCAGUACUACUGUGAGUACUGCUGGGCAGCCAUCCACUCUCGGGCCGGCCGUGAGUUUCACAAGCCGCUGGUGAAGGAGGGGGGGGACCGACCACGACACAUCUCCUUCCGAUGGAACUAACGCAUACGGGGAGGUUGCGGCGGAAGAUUGAGGGAGGGGCUAAAUUAGGGAUGGGGUAUGGGUUGUGAAAUGAAAAAUAAAUGCACUUUUCUUUUAAGUUAAAAAUAAUAUUACUAAUUUAUAUUUUAUGUUAUUUUUUUAAUUGGGCCAUUUAAAAAAAAAGAAAUGCUGAAAAAAAGAGUGAAAUCCCAUUUCUGUUUUGACUUUAGGUGUGCACGAGCAUAUGGAUGCAUUAGAUUUGAAUUUAUAUCUUUAUUUUUCCUUACCUGAGUGUACUUUUUCUGGUUUGGCAAAGCUGCUUACAUUUUAGUUAAAAGUAACAAAACUAUGGUGAGGUUCCUUAUACUUAAAUCAUAUUGUCAACAAUGGAAGUUGAGUUUAAAGAAGGGUGCAUUUUUUUUCUUACUUUUUGCUUGCAAAAUUGGUGGACAACGGUACAAUUUACCAAAGGUUGAAUGCAAAUGGUUGGAACUCUGGUUUUGGAUGGAUGGAUUAUUGAAUUUUUCAAGUAGAUUAGUGUGCAUCACCUGGCCACGCCACUAAACAAAUUCUUCCCUCAGCUUGGCACACAGGUUUAGAUUGUUGGCAUGAUCUUGUAGGUCUUGGUUUACGAGUUAACACUUUGUAACCAGAAAGAGCAAACCAAAGAUUGGCCUAAACGUUACCAUAAGCGGUCAUUGAGCUGAGGGGUUUUGGUUCACAGGCGUCCUCUUCUCAUACAGUAGAGGAAUGACCAUUUGGGUUUCAGCUGACAGAGACACGGCCCUCAGGGCUCAGGUAUUGGCAGUAGUAUUUAUUCACUUUAUAUAGUCAGGGAUAUUAGCACUGGAAGCUAACAUACUAAUGUUGUACUAACUAAUGGGAAUGCACAGUCCAGUCUCCCCUGAGCUGUCCUCAUGGUGUACCACUGCACGCUCUGCUGUGACCGGAGCUUCUACCACCAAGUGUUGUGGUUGGAAAACGGUAGUAGCUUGAAUUUACUGUCACAGAGAUAAAGAUAUUAUUUUAUACAUGGCCUGCUGAUUUUUGUACAGUGUUUUAUAGCUGAUUAUUUUGUCAUGAACAUAUAUACAUUUAUUAUGCACUACUUUUUCUAAAUAUUUUUUUCAAUAGUCAUUUUAGGCACAUUUUUCACAAAAUGGGAGAACUCCUUUUGCAAUACCUCAUUUUUUUCACUUGGUGGAAAAAUAAUUUUGUACCUUUUUGUUACUAAGAGAUCUGCAUUUAUUGUAAAAUUUAAUUUAAAGAAAAGUGAUUAAUAUAAGUUUCGAUUAGCUUUUAUAUAUUUAAGUGCUGGUAAAUCUGAAAAUCGUCUGGUGCAUUGAUGUGAUUCUGUGGAUUAAAAAAAAUCAGCAGAAAAAAAUAAGACUGGUGUAGCCAGUAGUAUACACGUGUUCUCCUCUUCUAAUUAACGUUAUUACAGGAUCCUAAGGCAUGGCAAGACCUUUCUAAACUGAUUUUGAUAGUCUUGAGUAUAAAUACCCUGAUAUUUUGCUCCUAGUUGUAGUCCGUAUCAUUACCAUUAGGGUAGAUGUUUUGGCUUUUGGUCGAUGUAAAAUCUUCCUUUCUACAACCGGAGUUGAUAUCAGCUGUUUUGAAUUUUUUUUAGAUCUUUCUGAAACUGCCUGUAAGUUCUACUUAUUCUUGGCAUGCAUACGAGAUAACAUGGCUAUAACGCAGGACCUAAUGUAAUGCACUAGAUCUCCUUUCUGACUUUCUUUUCCUCAUCUCCUUUGAGAUUGCCUCUCUCGUAGCCUCUCUUUUCACAACGGAGUCUGCCUUCCUUACACAGGCGUGAUGUUUAUGCAAUAUACACCGUGACAACACUUUGGACGUGUUUCGUAACAUGGAGGACACUCGGUAAAGCAUAAGUGACGAGACACUUGACCCACCCACCCACCCCUCUCUCUUUUGUGAUGUGGCAUGCUUUGGGACAUAACCUGAAUGUUAUUUAAUGUUGCAAGUUAACUUUGAGCCAUUAUGUGCAAUACUUACUAUUCUUUGCAGAAACAGUUCUCCGCAGUGUAAGUCAUUUGAUCAUAUAAAUCAUGCAGUCUUUUACACUUUGAUUUUGUUAGUUUCUCAUGCUGAUGUCUGCAAAAGAAGAAAAAAGUUUAUACUACAAUUAAUUUUCUAAACAUUAGUUUUGUGCUUAUCAGCUUAUUUUGCUAUUACCAUGCUACUGUGAUUGAAAACAUUGUAUAUAUAUCCUAGGUCGAUUUAUUGUAAUUUAGCGUUUGCUCUAUUUUCCAACAGAAAUGUCUAAUCAUUUAUUUUGAUCCGAGUUACUUUUGUUUUGGGGUGAAGUGUUGAACUUGAUGUGUCUAGUUUUUCUAAUUGCUGUAAACGUGCUCCACCAUUUUCACAUGAAAACAACAUUGAUUAUGUCUUAGCAUGACUUGAUUGAAAUAUGUCAAUAGUUUUUAAUUGAAUGCUGGGAAGGUCAUAUUUAUUUAUUGUUUUUUUGUUUUUUUACCAGAUAUCAUUUUUGAUUUUUACUAAGUCAUUUCACAUUUAUUUGUAAGUUCUGAUUUUUAUAUAUUUUUUUCUUCCUGAUUUCUUUACGCUACAAUACAGACAUCAGUUUUUAUAGUUGGUUUGUAGUAUUGAAGUAAAACAAAGACCUAAAGUCAUGAAUUGAUUUGCUGCCAACUGUUUGUAACUGUAUGCAUACAUUUGAAGUAUUUGUAAUGUGAGAUGUUGAACAAAUAAACAGCUGUGAGGAAGAAAAUCA
Messenger RNA from Nothobranchius furzeri (turquoise killifish), 5301 nucleotides. Its product is annotated as cytoplasmic polyadenylation element-binding protein 4. Gene Ontology annotation, biological process: negative regulation of cytoplasmic translation. Gene Ontology annotation, molecular function: ribosome binding; mRNA regulatory element binding translation repressor activity; mRNA 3'-UTR binding. NCBI's taxonomy places the organism in Eukaryota, Metazoa, Chordata, Actinopteri, Cyprinodontiformes, Nothobranchiidae. Gene Ontology annotation, cellular component: synapse; cytoplasm; nucleus. The record is from RefSeq and is a predicted model, not a curated record.